GGAAUAUCCUGUAGCAACAGUAGGAGCCAUUAUGAGGUCCGGUCCUGCCCUGUGACGAACAGCAGCAACUUAGUGCAGUUGGGCACUUGAGACCAGAUGUCACCCAACCCUGAGACAGAGUCCACUGCACCAUCCCUCCUUCCCCUCGCCUUUCUCCCUAAUUCCAAACAUCUUUCCACACACCCCUGCCCACUUAUAUUAAUAUUUUCAAUAAUUUUAGCAUAGUAGUUGAUGUGCUUAAAAUUGACCUCUGCCCCUGAACACCAAGUCAUAAUUGGUUUUGGCCCACCAGGGCAUUUGAGUUCUGCACCCCUGGUGUAGACCAUGCUUUGUGCUUUAAAUCUGUGGAUCUGAGAGUAGUGGAAGAGGAGCGAACUACCCUUCAUACUUGCAUUAAAAGGCAAAGACAACUCUACUAGCCACACUUCUGUGAGGCAGGAUAUUUCUCACUGAUGUUCAUAAACAUAAUCUUGUUUUAAAUAGAAAGAACAAGAGGAGUUUUCCAUUCUUGGCAUUAUUGACAGAACCAAGGCAAAAUGUAUACAGAGCAUUCUACUGUAAUAUUUUUUGGGUUAACUUUGUCUUAAUGAUUGUGUAUGUACAUGUACAGAGAUGGCUAUUGCCAUUUGCAUAUUUUUAAAAAGUAACUGUGACUCUGGGAAAGAAUAAGUUUUUAUGCAAGUAUCUCCUGCUGUCAGAUAAGUUUUUGGUAACUGGUUUUUGCAGCACCAUAUGGUUUGCAAUACUAAAACUGAAUAUGGACUUACCAAGUCUGAGAAUUGGGAAAAUGCUGGGUAUAUUUCAUUGGAGUAAAACAAGUUGUAAACUGUAAAAUGCUGGCUAAUUUGCAGUGCCCUUUUGAAUGCAAGAAGAAUGUGAGGUGCUUGGUUCUUAAAAAUAUUGCUAUGCAUUGGGCAUAAAUCUUCAACAAGUCCGAGUUACAAGAAAAAAGCUUUUACAUUUACUUAAAAUUUUAAUUGGAAAAUUUAAAAGCAACAUGUCACUUGGUAUCAAUUUUGGUGCAAGUGAACUGUGAAUAUAUCUUAAAACAAAAGCUCAGAGAAGCUAGCCACAAUACAAAAACAGAUCUAUAAUAAGCUACCUUUUUGUGUACUUUUUAUGCAUAGGAUACAAGAAACAAAUACACAAGUAUAAAAUGGGCAAUAAUUGGAUUAAGAAUGCAUUUGACAGUGUUCUGCAGCACUGACAGCUCUUCAAAAGAAGAAAUGCAGUAAAACCCAAUGGCAUCUAGCCUACUAGUAUUGUUAACUUGAUCCUACUUGAUUGUGGGGCUAUCUUUCUAAGCUCUAAAUUGUUAAGAUGCACCUCUGUGUUUUCAGUACACUGGCAAAGCUGAAGAACUACUUGGAUGGAUAAGUAAUUGCAUGUGUGGCCAUGCAGUGAUUGAUGUAUGUAAGACCAAGAAUGUAUUGCAUUGCUAACAAUGUGUAUAUGACUGACAGUAUUCUACCAGAACUGGUAAGACCUUGUCUGUGCACUGUGUACUGUAUAGUUAUUCACAACCUUCAGUUGGUAGGUUCUUUUCAACUCUGGCUCUAUAACAAAAUAUUUCUGUUUGAAGAAAUGGCAUUUAGCACAGAUACAGGCUGUAGAAGAACUAACUGAUGGGAUUCAAGAUGUAUGAAGAUUGAUCCAGAUUAUCUAAUAUCUUUGCUUUGUAUUCUAUGACUACAUGUUUUAGAAAGCCGGAUUGAAAUUCCAGUAUAGAUGUGAAACUUCACAGGGUUGCUAUGAGGCCAAAAAAACAAAAACAGAAUUCUCGAUUGAAUGAACUUUUGCUCCCAACUGUGGCCCUUUGCAUGUGGUCAGAUACCUCUCCAUGGCGCUUCAACUUGGGGGACUUUGAUAAAAUCUGGCGUGAACACUGUGAAGACGAGGAAACUCUCUAUGAAUAUGCAGAAGCAAUGAAAAACUUGGCAGAUAAUCACUGGGCUAAAACCUCUGAAGGAGAAGGCCGCAUUGAAUGGUGCUGUAGUGUGUGUCGGGAGUAUUUUCAAAAUGGUGGGAAAAGGAAAGCACUGGAGAAAGAUGAGAAGAGAGCAGUUCUUACUACUAAAAAUAGACAAACCACAAGUGUCCACCUGGCUCCCAAAAUAGAGGAAUCUUCAGAAAACACAAACCAUGGUUCUGUAAUGGAUGAAUUGCUGCAUCCCUCAGGAAAGAUCAGAUUGCUUGAUGUAGGCAGCUGUUUUAAUCCAUUUCUGAAGUUUGAAGAAUUCUUGACAGUUGGCAUUGACAUUGUCCCGGCUGUUGAGAGUGUCUACAAAUGUGAUUUCCUAAACCUUCAGAUUCAGCAACCGCUUCAGCUUGCACAAGAUGCCAUAGAUGCUUUCUUGAAACAGCUGAAAAAUCCGAUUGAUUCCCUGCCUGGAGAAUUAUUUCAUAUUGUGGUCUUCUCCCUCCUCCUUUCUUACUUCCCUUCACCUUAUCAACGAUGGAUAUGCUGUAAAAAGGCUCAUGAGCUCCUUGUUUUAAAUGGAUUGCUGCUUAUCAUCACUCCUGACUCUUCCCAUCAGAAUCGCCAUGCUAUGAUGAUGAAAAGCUGGAAAAUUGCUAUAGAAUCCUUGGGCUUUAAACGAUUCAAAUAUUCAAAGUUUUCUCAUAUGCAUCUAAUGGCAUUUAGAAAGAUCUCACUUAAAACAACAAGUGACUUGGUGAGCAGGAACUACCCAGGGAUGUUGUACAUCCCUCAGGAUUUCAACAGUAUAGAAGAAGAGGAAUUCUCUAGCAAUUCCUGCUAUGUCCGGUCAGAUGUUGAGGAUGAACAACUGGCAUACAGUUUCAUGGAGCUUCCAGAUGCUCCUUAUGACUCAGACUCUGGGGAAAGCCAAGCCAGCUCUAUUCCUUUCUAUGAGCUAGAAGAUCCUAUAUUACUUUUAAGUUAAUGUAAUGGUUAAAAUCUGCUUCAAGAUCCAUACUUCUUUUACAGUAAACUAUCUUGCUAUACUGACACCUGCUCUGCACAUAAAGAAAUUGCAAAAAGAAAACAUAAAUGGUUUUGAGAACUUGCUAUUUUUUUCUACAUAUGAAUUUUAAAAUUUAUUCUUGUACUGAAAAGUUGAAGUGCAUGAUUUAUGCAGAAUGGCUCAUGUCAUAGCAUAAACAGGGUUUACUUUAGUAUUUGUAUCAGCAACUUACUCCAGAAAGGUACCUUUUUCUCUCUCUCCAGUGCUGUGAACUGUGAUUCUGCAAAAUAUGCUGAAGUAUCUUGGUUAGAUUAUUUUUAGUCUCUUGAUAGGGCUGAGGUUCAUACUAGCAUUUUUUCAGAAGUUUGUAUAGAAAUAUAGAAUAUGCACAGUAGAUGUCUAAGCGGUAUUUGGAAAAUUUGGCUAGCUUUUGACUAACAAUAAAUAGAAUGGAGUUUCACUUGAGUUAUCUGGUGAAAGGAAAGUAUCUGCAAAAUGGUUUUGCUUAAGUUGUCCUUAAUGUUACAGUUAGAGCAUUUUGACAUGAGACUAGAUUUUCUUGUCUUUUCUGUUCUUGGAGUGAUAUGUGGCACACACAUAUAAUUAGGCUUAAAUGGUCUUUGUAAACUCCAGAGCUAGAAAUUUUUUUGCCAUUUUAUUACUGCACUAACAUUUCCCACACUACAGUUUUUUGAUACUAUAUUGUGUUACAAAAUAUUUUGCACCGAAGUAGUAAUGUAGGAAAAGCUAGAUAAGAUGGUCACAGAAUUCUCAAACUAUAUAAUGUCUAGACAUGAUUGAAUUGGGUCGUCUCCCAAUCCUGCAAACAUGUUAUUAAACACUUUUGUUUGAAAGUUGUUCCCUGUCAGCUGGGGGUGAAAACACACAAAAGGUAGUUUAGUGUCUGGAGAACUUGAUGGCUAAAAUGCAUCAUUUUUUCUUUUUAAUUCAGACAUUAGCUGUCUUAAAAAAUAAAAAUAAACAAAAUACACUUUGUCUUCACAAGUUUAUUGUAUGAUGGAACAGUUUACUUAUUAACCACAUUUGUUUUAAUAACUGAAUUUCCAUAGUUAAGGAUUACUUCGAUGUUUAAAUACCUGAUUAAAGGUACUUGUAUUCACAUGUCUGAAUGUGGGUUCAAGCCAGUAUAUGUUGGAACGUGUAGACCGACAGUCAAACUGUAGUUCUACAGUUUCAAAAAUAGUAGCCAGCUGCCAUUUCCAGAGUGCCACUACACAACUUGCAGAUUGUUUGUUUUUACAGUGUGGACAAAAACUGAUGCUUUAAAAAACAAAACAAAAAAAACCCAUCUGAUUUUCGUUUAAAGCUGAUCAAAGAACAAAUUUCCAAUUCUCAUGUGGAAAAAAAAAUAACAUGGCUUAAAUUAAAUCUCAUUACAAAUAUGCUAUAUCACACUUAAAUUUCCUAAACCAUGAAUUAGUGACUUGACUUCACACACACACUGAGUUACUUACCAAUCAAACAUGGGCAUUCAUGUCAGUUUCAUCUCAUGGAACUGGCUCUAGUCUCCCCAGCAGCACAAGCAACUGCCAGCUCUUGCUUUUGGAAGUUUGGGGGCAUUGUUUCUGUUCCUCUAGCCUGUUUUUCAUGUGCAAGGACAUAGGCUGACAAGUAGGCUGGCUGUUUUGUGAUAGGGGUGGGCCAAUGUAAAUGAGUUAAGACACAUGAUAUAAAAGAGGUGGAAUUUAAGCGGUGGGGGGAAGAGAAGGCAUUAUUCAGUAAAGCUUCCAUAUUGCACCAUAUUUUGCCACUGAAAACCUGUCAUCACUGCUGGGCACAGAUGGCCCUAUCUGGGAACUUUUUUUUUUUUUAAAGAAAUAACUUCCCUAGGUAAAAAGUAAAAUGUGUCAAGUGUAAGCAGUGCAACAAGGUGCAGUGCAGCUUGACACAGGUAAUGAGUAAAGGUAUCCAUUACAUAAAAAACCAAGUAUAUCAUAUUUCCUGUUAGUAAAAUCAAAUUAUCUAACAAAUUACAUGAAGUAUACCCUCCUAGAUGUUGUAAAUUAACAUGUUUUAGUUAUUGAAUUUGCACCAUUUAAGAAAUAUAAGUGAAGUAUCAGUGGAAAAUUGUAAUUUAAAUCAUUUAUUUAAAUUGAAGGUUUAUCUUCUUCUUAGUGAUUUAAAUGAAUGAUUUAAAUAGCCUUGAUUUAAAUCUUAAGUUCUCACACUCCACUCCCAAUACUCUGCACUUCUUUAUUUGCUUUUGGCAUACUGUAUUCCAUAAUCUUAUACACAAUUUUCAUACCUUGUGUGCUUUGUAUUUAAGUGCAUGUUUAUACCUCUUUACAUGUAACUGAUUAAAAAUAACCAAAGAUGUCAAGACUGACUGCUAACAUUAGCCAUACUAAAGUUGUGCUUAAAACACGACCUAAUAACCAAUGGUAUGGUUUGACAGCCUGAUCCAGCUAUGUGUCUUCUGGCACAACAAUAGAUUUGGCAAGAUCCCAUAGGGCCAAACUGUCCCCAUCUGCCUCUCUUCUUCCUCCUUCUCCCCUUGGUAACAAAAUGUGAAUACUCUCCACAGCUCUUAAUAGCAGUUGGUAUGGGUUGGAACUAGCCUGUUCUGGUUCCUAUAUAGGUAGCACUCCUGUGAUCAGGGCUUUUCUCAUUCAGCUGGACUUACUAUGGAAGUACUGCAGCUCGUUCCCAGCACCAGUGCAAGAGGAAGAGAUUUCCCCUUGCUCCAGCACUGGGAGACCAGGACCACCUCCUAUACUGUAUUCUGAUUUCUCUAUGUAGCAGAGGAUCGGAUCAGGCUACAUUUGUAAAUUGAAACUGUCACAAGGUGGCUAAAUAGAGUAGGAAUCAGCAGUUACUAGCUCCUGUGCCAGAUCUACUCCUUGCUUCACAGACAAAUCCAGAGACAAAAGAUAGAGAUGUCAGGACAAUAUGCAGUCUUGUAGGAUGGGGGUUGGCACCUUGACACAUUAUCCUGAAUAACUUUUCAAUGUUUCAAGUGGUCUUCCAACAAAUAAUUGCAGAUAUUCUUACUAAACUUCUUAAAAAGUAAUCGGUUUCAGAGGUGUGUUUUUUUUAGUAUUGUUGGAGUAGUUUAAUAUACUGGUGCUAUCCUUUCUUUCCAAAUUAUGCUGUUUACUUAUUCCAAAUGUGCAUGGUGUGCUGUUAAUAUUAUAGGUUCUGAAGAUUCCCUAGCAUGGACAUUUCUAUAACAUUUCUGUUAUAAUGUGUUUAAUGUCUCUUGUGUUCCCACUCAAGAUGAGCAGAUACUGAAAUCUGGGUUAUGAUGUACACAAAUGAAAUAGUUUAUACUUGAAUAGUAGAAGAUGGCCAGUAAUAUCUAGUGACUUGAAAUUGUUGUGUGAGACCUUCAUUAGAGGAGCAAGUUUUUCUUUCUGCUUCUGCAAAUGUUGAUACCUUUCAGAGUAAUGCAAAAUUUCUGGAUACAGUGACUUUAAAAAGAACCUUCUUACUUUAAAAGGGACUUGUAUGGGAAUGUUAUGGGGGUCUUGAAGAAAUGCAGCUUUCAAGACAGCUAUGUCGAUCUAGAAGGUUCCUCAAGAUCCUAGAGAGCUAUCAAGAUGACAGACCGUCUGGUCCAUGCAAGGAAAAAAGCAUACCACCAAAUUUGCAUUUUUCUCCAUUUCAUUAAGUUUUGUGAAAUAACAUUAAAUAAGUACAAACUGCU
Messenger RNA from Hemicordylus capensis (graceful crag lizard), 6594 nucleotides. RefSeq names its product base methyltransferase of 25S rRNA 2 homolog (gene BMT2). The record is from RefSeq and is a predicted model, not a curated record. The transcript has 5 exons. Lineage: Eukaryota; Metazoa; Chordata; Lepidosauria; Squamata; Cordylidae. Bases 1752 to 2906 code for a protein of 384 amino acids. Gene Ontology annotation, biological process: negative regulation of TORC1 signaling.